This is a messenger RNA of Jatropha curcas, 2074 nucleotides long. It is a transcript of the gene BPM3, whose product is annotated as BTB/POZ/MATH-domains containing protein. The record is from RefSeq and is a predicted model, not a curated record. Gene Ontology annotation, molecular function: protein binding. NCBI's taxonomy places the organism in Eukaryota, Viridiplantae, Streptophyta, Magnoliopsida, Malpighiales, Euphorbiaceae. Gene Ontology annotation, biological process: protein ubiquitination.
GAACUCUGAUGCCAAACCCACCACACUACAAACGACAAAAUUGACUUAUCGUUUUAUAUAAAAUCAAUGAUUAAACGCCAUUCUCAACAGCAAAAGGAAAACAGAAAAAAGCCCUCGUUUCCUUUCACUCUUUCGUUCUCUGUUUCUCCUUUUAAAACCCCCACUAUUGGUUUCUUUCAUCACCUCUCUUCCUACGGCUUCGCGGUCAUCCUCCUCAAUUCGUUCAAUUGGGUCACCAAUUCUCUACAAUUCUUUUAUUCCCUUCUUUUCGAGCUCUAAUUCAUUUAAUCUCGCCGUGAAUUUGAUUCUAGGGUUUGCGUAAGCUUAUAAUAGCCCUUUGAUCCGACGAAAUUUUCUCUAAAUUCCUUCUACCAUCAAUAUACCUCAUAUGCGACGAAUUUUUGUCCUUUAAGCUGAUAAAGGAAGUAGGGUUUUGCUCUGUUGUGAAGGAUCGGAUGUUCGAUGAAAUCAUGGUCGACGUCAAAGCGGAUUUCGAUAAAGAGUCGUGUUCGAAAUCAGUAAACGAGACAGUGAACGGGUCGCACCAGUUCACCAUAAAGGGAUAUUCUUUGGCGAAAGGGAUGGGAGCUGGGAAAUGCAUAUCGAGUGAUAUUUUCACGGUUGGUGGUUACGAUUGGGCGAUUUACUUUUACCCAGAUGGUAAAAACCCUGAAGAUAGCUCCAUGUAUGUUUCCGUUUUUAUUGCCCUGGCGAGCGAAGGAACGGAUGUUAGGGCUUUGUUUGAGUUGACGUUGGUUGAUCAGAGUGGAAACGGGAAGCACAAAGUGCAUAGCCACUUUGAUCGUGCAUUGGAGAGUGGGCCGUACACUUUGAAGUAUAGAGGGAGCAUGUGGGGUUACAAGCGUUUCUUUAGAAGGACGACCUUAGAAAAUUCUGAUUAUAUAAAGGAUGAUUGCCUACUCAUGAACUGUACUGUUGGAGUUGUCAGAACUCGUCUUGUAGGACCAAAACAAUGUUUUAUUACCAUUCCACCCUCAGACAUGGGCCAGGGCCUCAAAGAACUCUUGGAAUCUGAAGUUGGUUGUGACAUUGCUUUCCAGGUUGGGGAUGAAACAUUUAAAGCUCAUAAAUUGAUACUUGCUGCUCGCUCUCCAGUUUUCAGGGCCCAGUUUUUUGGACUUUUUGGGGAUCCUAACCUAGAUAAAGUAGUUGUGAAGGAUAUUGACCCCUCAAUCUUCAAGGCAAUGCUACUAUUCGUAUACACAGACAAACUUCCUGAUGUACAUGAAAUUACUGGCACGACGUCUAUGUGCACAUCCACCAAUAUGGUGCAGCAUCUAUUGGCUGCUGCUGACCUAUACAAUUUAGAUCGAUUGAAAUUGCUAUGUGAAUCGAAGUUGUGUGAGGAACUGAGUGCUGAGACAGUGGCGACGACGCUUGCAUUAGCUGAGCAGCAUCAGUGUUCGCAGCUUAGGGCCAUCUGUUUGAAAUUUGCUGCAACUCCUGCAAACUUGGGAGGUGCGUGUUGUUCUUAGCGGUAAUGCAAUCAGAAGGAUUCCGGCACUUAGAAGAAAGCUGCCCGGCAUUGUUGUGUGAGAUGCUGAAGACAUUUGCAUUAGGAGAUGAGAAUUCAAAUCAGUCAGGUCGGAAGAGGAGUGGGAGCAGCAUCUAUGGGCUAGAUCUAGCAACAGAUGGGGCUGCAGCAGAAUCAGUAAAUCCCAAUGCCAGGCGUUUGAGGAGGCGGUAUUAGAAUGUAUAUAUAGUUGCAUUGCAUGGAAGUGUUAGAUACUGUUAUCCUCUAAUCAAAGGAACUUAAAGAUAGUGGCUAUGGCGGAUUUUAGCUACUAUUAUAUUGUAUUUGGCUUUCAUGUGAUGUGUCCUAAAAUUGGAGGGAAGAAUUAUUUAAAAGCUUGUUUCUGUUUUGGAUACACAGAAAUUAGCUAAGGCCAACGAUGGAACUAACAGAGAAAGAAGAAAAUUACUCUCAGAGUUUAACAGGCUCUAUUUCUUUUUGUUUGGCACGAAAUGUGAAUCUUAGGCUAGUUUGAUUUUGCUAAACUAAAACAGGAUGUAAUCAGAAUUGUAAUAUAAUCUUGGUUUUUUAAAGUUCACU